This is a messenger RNA of Zingiber officinale, 1344 nucleotides long. Its product is annotated as mitogen-activated protein kinase 4-like. Gene Ontology annotation, biological process: protein phosphorylation; intracellular signal transduction. NCBI's taxonomy places the organism in Eukaryota, Viridiplantae, Streptophyta, Magnoliopsida, Zingiberales, Zingiberaceae. Gene Ontology annotation, molecular function: MAP kinase activity; ATP binding. The record is from RefSeq and is a predicted model, not a curated record. Bases 1 to 1344 code for a protein of 447 amino acids. Gene Ontology annotation, cellular component: cytoplasm; nucleus. The transcript has 5 exons.
AUGGCUAUGCUAUCAAAUAAUCCCCCCGCCGAUUUCGGGAACAAAGAAGAAAUGAGAUCUUACACCAUCUCAAACACACUUUUCGAGAUCGAUGCCAAGUAUGUGCCUAUGAAGCUCCUUGGAGAAGGCGCUUAUGGCGUCGUUUGCUCAUCCAUCAACCGCGAAACAAGCGAGAACGUCGCCAUUAAGAAAAUAAGGAAUGUCUUCGAAGAUCGCAUCGAUGCGCUGAGGACUCUUCGGGAGAUGAAGCUUUUGAGGAAAAUCAAGCACGAAAACGUCAUUAAGAUGAAGGAUAUCAUGCUGCCUUCCACCAAGAGAUCAUUCGUCGACGUUUAUCUUGUCUUUGAGCUCAUGGAUACUGAUCUGGGGCAAAUCAUCAGAUCACCUCAGCCACUUUCCGACGAGCAGUGUCAAUGCUUCAUUUUUCAGUUGCUUCGAGGACUGAAAUAUCUCCACUCGGCGAACGUAAUUCACAGGGACUUGAAGCCAGGGAACCUUCUGGUCAACAGUGAUUGUGAACUUAAGAUUGGCGAUUUCGGACUGGCUCGCACUAAAAGUCCGAGGGGUGAAGGAAUGAACGGCUACGUCGUCACGCGUUGGUAUCGUGCGCCGGAGUUGCUCGUUUGCUCUGAUAACUACGACGCUGCCAUUGAUAUGUGGUCAGUUGGAUGCAUCUUCGCUGCGAUACUCGGGCGCAAACCUCUCUUUCCGGGCACUGACAGUGCCCACCAGCUCGAGCUCAUUCUCAACACUCUCGGCGUUAACCAUGAUGCUGAUGAUUUCGACUUCGUCACUUACCAGCCAAUUCGAGACUACAUCGACUCGCUCCCGGAUAGUCCAGGCGUUCCCUUCGCCAGUAUGUUCCCCGAUGCCAAUCCACUGGCCGUCGACUUGCUGAAGAAGCUGCUCGUUUUUAAUCCGGCAAAGAGAAUCAAUGCUACGGAGGCAUUAGAGCACCCUUAUAUGGCUCAGUUGUAUGACCCUCUGCUCGACCCCGCUGCCAAGGGCCCCAUUGAUCUUGGCUUCGAUGAUGAUCUCGGGGAAGACAAGAUCAGAGAGAUGAUAUGGGAGGAGACGCUCUGCUAUCGCCCAGGAAAAGCUGUUUCAUGCAUUUUUUACCUUUUCUAUAUGUUGUUAAUAAUAGAUGACAAUCUGAGAGAUAGCACUUUAUUUUUGGUAACUCCAGUUGUUAUUGUACAGGGGAUUGAAGUAUGUAUGGUUCCAUCUCCUGAUAGGCCAGAGGAAGUAAAAUUUUCUGUACGCUUAAUUGAUACGGACUUAAACAAGUUAGUUACAUCAUGCAAUUGGAAACAUCAACAGAAGAUCUACUUGCAAUAUUCCUAA